Molecule: messenger RNA, 1022 nt
Organism: Astrephomene gubernaculifera
Lineage: Eukaryota; Viridiplantae; Chlorophyta; Chlorophyceae; Chlamydomonadales; Astrephomenaceae
Source: the annotation of a GenBank genome assembly
CGAUGAACAGUUAUAUAGUUUGGUGGAACGGAAGGUUGCUUUGAAUGUCCCAUUGUUGCCCUGGCUAAUGGCAAAUCGCUCAAUUACCUGACCUUUGUGCGGCCACACUUUGCUGGGGCGAAAUUGUAUCCAGCUCUAUAACCUUAUGAAAUACAACCCCUAAUUUAUCUUAGGGUCCUGCUUAGCUGUGGAAGUCAUACAGUCACCAUUGGGGUAACGCGCAGGAGGGUGCUCAUUGAAGCUACCUAGCUAAUUACACGCGUGUUACAUCUUUUCUGUCAAUUAUCAGCUGCAGUAUGUACCACGCGGAUGCAAGCCAGCAAGGAGGUUGCGCAACCAGUUUAGGCCAGCCCGUUUUGCUCUUCCUGCGCAAAGGCUUGCCUCGCCGCUUCUUAUGUUGUCGAACUUGGCACAUACUAAGCAACCCCGUGUUUGACCCUUUCGAUUCCGGAGGGCGCUUGGCAGACCACAAUGCUGUCGAGGCUUACUCACGGCGCUUCGACGCAAGCGGUCUCUCCCACAUCCGAACCGUUUCGCGGUACAAGGCUGAAAUUGACGCCUGGCUGGCGGUAAACGCCACCGUGGUCCCGGCCAAGACAUCCCCUGUCGAGAAGUCUACGGAGCCUGAAUGGUGGUCUUGUUGGAAGGCCCUAGAGAUGCCGCCCGUGGCUUCCAGGCCACCCUGCUGGGUUCCGCAGCCUGGUCAGGAGGCCCCAGAGCUGUCCCAGCGGUACAUAACCGCGGCUGCCGUACCUGCGGAGCACUUUUGCCCCCUGGCCCGUUGCGUAAUGCGCGAGCCGGUGCGGGACUGGCGGGACCCCGAGCACGUGUACGAGCGGUCCGCCAUCACCGCCUUUGUACGGCAGCACGCAUGUAACCCGGUCACCGGCCAGCCCAUGUGCCUGGACCACCUACGCCGAGACGCCUUUGAGGAGGAUGCCAUACGCGACUGGGUUGCAGAAAACACAAAAACAACCUCCUUCUCGGGCGGGGUCAGAGGGGACAGCGGCAGCGGAGACGGG